Messenger RNA from Phacochoerus africanus (Common warthog), 1750 nucleotides. RefSeq names its product stem-loop binding protein (gene SLBP). Gene Ontology annotation, cellular component: cytoplasm; histone pre-mRNA 3'end processing complex. Gene Ontology annotation, molecular function: histone pre-mRNA stem-loop binding; mRNA binding. Lineage: Eukaryota; Metazoa; Chordata; Mammalia; Artiodactyla; Suidae. The transcript is spliced from 8 exons. The coding region runs from base 97 to 924 and encodes 275 amino acids. The record is from RefSeq and is a predicted model, not a curated record. Gene Ontology annotation, biological process: mRNA transport; mRNA 3'-end processing by stem-loop binding and cleavage.
CUGUCGGCGCCGCGCGGAGAAGGAAGCGUCGUUGCCGCCGCCGCCGCCGCCGGACCCGAGGACCCGAGGACCCCCGCCCCCGCCCGCCGCGUCGCCAUGGCCUGCCGGCCGCGAAGCCCCUCCGGGUGCGGGAGCCGCCGCGACGGCGACGCCAGCCCGCCGCCCCCCGCGAGAUGGAGUCUGGGACGCAAGCGCACGGCCGACGGGAGGCGCCGGAAGCCGGAGGACGCCGAGGACCCCGCGAGGCCGGCGGGCGGCCGCAGACCCGACAGCUUCACCACCCCCGAAGGCCCUCAGCCCCGUUCUCGAUGCUCCGACUGGGCGAGCGCCGUGGAGGAGGAUGAGAUGAGGACUCGCGUGAGCCAGGAAAUCGCGAGGUAUAAGAGGAAACUCCUCAUCAAUGACUUUGGAAGAGAGAGAAAAUCCUCAUCAGGAAGUUCCGACUCGAAGGAGUCUCUGUCUGCGCUGCCAGCUGACCUGGAGACUGACGAGAGCGUCCUGAUGCGGAGACAGAAGCAGAUCAACUACGGGAAGAACACCAUCGCCUACGACCGCUAUAUCAAGGAAGUCCCAAGGCACCUCCGACAACCUGGCGUUCAUCCCAGGACUCCCAACAAGUUCAAGAAGUACAGUCGACGAUCGUGGGACCAGCAGAUCAAACUGUGGAAGGUGGCUCUGCAUUUUUGGGACCCUCCAGCUGCCGAAGGGUGUGACUUGGAAGAAAUACAUCCCGUGGACCUCGGGGAGAUGGAGACGGACUCGGCGGGAAGCAGCUCCGAAUCCCAGGCGAGCUCGCAGGAUAACCUGGACGUGUACUGUGGCACACCCACCAAGGUCAGACACGUGGACUGCCCGCUGGAGGAUGAGUUCGACUUGGAAGCGUGUUUAACGGAGCCCCUGAAAGACUUCUCGGCCAUGAGCUAACCGGUGCCCCCUGGAAGCCCCUGGGAGCCAGGCUGCCCCCGCUCCCUGCCCAGGAGGAGGCCGGCGAGGCGCCCUGCAUCUGGAACCCGUUGUUUCCUGUUAAUAUUAUUGUCUCACGUGGAUUGCUGUUCUUGCUUUAUUUCCUUGAGAAAAUUAAUUUUACGUAUAGGGAGUGUAUUUUGCAUGUUUUAAAUUGAAGAUGGAACUGAAUUCAAGGAACAUUAAACUUGAGGCCGUCUUGUAACAGCUGUAAUGGCUCAGUCUCCUCCAUCCUUCGGCUGAACCGACAGGCAUCCCUCACCUGGUUUUCCGCAAGUGUCUCAGGUAUUAAGUUGCUCUUCGUCAGAGGGCUGGUUUGGGUUUAACAUGUGUUCUGGGGACCGAUCUAGCUUCAGCUUUCCUUUCGGGUGUCUGAGGGUCAUAAUCAGAUCCCUUUAAGGUCUUCACAGAAACUUCAUUUCUGGCUGUUUGUCAGUGUGUCAGGGUUGGUUUUUUCCUCACACAGAGCACCGAGUAGUCAGGUAUGACCUUGAGCUGGUACGUUAAUGGGUUUUGUGUAGGUUGUACAGUCUUCAUCUGCUACUUGUAAAUAGUGCUGGGUAGGCCUUCUACCUGUAAUACUCCAAGAGGUCAGGCAGCAGAGGGGUUUAGAAAGAGCUUUUUUUUUUUUAACAAUCAGUUAAUUUACAUGUAAAAUUGCUGUAAAUGAUAAUGUGUACAGAUUUUCUGUUCUGAUACUCAAUUGUAAACUUCUUGUUAAGACUGUUAUGUUUCUGUUGCUUUUGUACGGAAUGACAUUGCGAAAAUAAAAAGGACCUUUAACUGA